GAACGAACCAUGGAAAAAUCGGAAAGAGAGGGUGACUCUAUGAUGAUGUGGGAAGUUUCUUCUUUGGGCGAUGUGAAAUCAGCAGCCACUGAAAUUGGCAGCAACCAACAGGAAGCCUUUGUGUUGUCGGGAGAUGAUGCUUUUGUGAUACAUUCCAUGAACAAUCUUCCAGCCGAGGCGAGCUGUCUAUGGCGACCACCGUCGAGUAUAGCCCGUUCAUUGUUGCUGCUCGAAUCCAGUCCAAUCUCGGUCUGGCGACUGCGAUCCAAUCCAGGGAUCUUGGGCAUGGUCUUGGAAUGGCAAGACAUUGUAUCCGUCUGUCAACCACCACAGCAAGAUUGGGAUGCCGGGCAGCUUUACGCUAGCUUGAAAAAGAUGCGACAACCCUGCUCUGCCAUGGAUUACCCUCCCACAAUUUACAUGAUUGGAGAAGAUGAGGUGUCAUGA
Molecule: messenger RNA, 447 nt
Organism: Seminavis robusta
Lineage: Eukaryota; Bacillariophyta; Bacillariophyceae; Naviculales; Naviculaceae
Source: the annotation of a GenBank genome assembly